Molecule: messenger RNA, 3936 nt
Organism: Strigops habroptila (Kakapo)
Lineage: Eukaryota; Metazoa; Chordata; Aves; Psittaciformes; Psittacidae
Product: caspase-8-like
Exons: 8
Coding region: 1197-2573 (458 amino acids)
Biological process (GO): regulation of apoptotic process; apoptotic process; proteolysis
Molecular function (GO): protein binding; cysteine-type endopeptidase activity
Source: RefSeq, a predicted model, not a curated record
CCGCUGGAUGAUGGGAGAAGCUUACAUCUAGAAAGAGCCAGCUUGGGCGUGGUAUCGUCCACAAAUACUUCACAUUGCUGAUCACAGCAUGCUUCCUCUUUCAAACUGAAACUGGAGUCUUGAUUCAGUUAAGACAGAGGAACUGAUGCAGGGAGAGAGACGCUGAGGCAUGGGAUGACACGGAAACAGAACCAUUUUGGACCUGAAGAUCAGAUAGUGCCCCUCUGUGCUGCUCCCAGCCUUUGGAUAAAAGGACAACUUGUAGAGUGAAAGAAGUCACGCGUUUUCUGAACUGUUACUAGCACACACUUUUCGGAAGGAAUUUGCACACCUCAUCAUAUUGAAGGGUAUGUUACAAUUUUGAGUUUAUAAAGAUAGAUAGGUUGAAAUCAAUGACUGAUUUGUUUUUCAUUGCAAAAUUUUAACAGAAUUUGUCUCUCCUGGCUGUCUCUUUUCAUAAUGCUGACUUCACAAGCCUCAGUGUCUGGUAGCUGUACUGAUUGCUAAUUGUAUAUUUUCUGCUGCAAGGAAAAUACUGGUGGCCGGCAGGUCAUACUGGGAACCCUACCAUUGGAGGCAGAGUUCUCUACUUCAGAGAGGGUGAAAAUGCCAAAAGUUAAUUAUUAUCACUUAAAUUCACUUUAAAUGGAGAAGUAUAUUAUGUAAAUAAUUUCAAAGGAAUGUUUAGCCUUCUAGUUCCCUGUAUUCACUGCUGCUGAAUUUGGUACUAAUAGAUGACUUUUUCAUAAUUUAGGAAAUAAUCUUCCAUGAAAGUGCAUGUUAAAAAUAGGCAUGUUUAAAAAUAGGGUGAGUUGGAGAGGGGCUUCAGAGAAAGGAGGUAAGUAAUGGACUAACUUGUGACACAGCAGGACAGUGGGAUUGAGAUGCUUUUAAAUUGAAGAUAUAAUUGAUUCACCCUGUGCUCACUGUCUUCUAAUUAGAGUUUAGGUAUGGGAGCAAAUGUUACUGAGCUAUGCUGUAUGCUAGAAAGUCCAGGCUAUGUUGCUUAGUGUGUCCCCUUAAAACAAAAGCAAAAGCUGGUUACUUCUAUGGCUUUUUUACCAUUUUUUUUCUCAUAAGCACUGUAAAAACUUCCUGAAACUGGAAUCGGGAUAGGUGGAGUAGGAAGCUGCUGCAUUAAGAUGGUAUCUUAUUACUUUGUUACAACAUACUUUUUAUCCAAAUCUUGAUGUGAAAUGUGUACGGACUUCUACAAACUCCUUUUUGACAUUUCUGAAGCUUUGGUCGCAGAUGAACUUGCGGCUCUGAAGUUCCUCAGCCUGGAGCACAUCCCUAUGGGGAAGCUGGAAGACAUCCAGGAUCCCAAGGCCUUCUUUAGAGAGCUGCAGGAGAAAGGCAUGAUCAAAGCGGAUAACCUGUCAUUCUUGAAGGAGCUGCUCUACCGGAUCAAUCGGAUUGACCUCCUGGAAACCCAGCUGGACUCUAGCCGACAGAAGAUGGAGAAGGAGCUCCAGAUCCCAGGCAGGGCAAAGGUGUCAGACUACAGGCAACUGCUAUAUGGAAUUGCAGAGGACUUGACUCCAGAAGAUGUGAAGUGCGUGAAGUUCCUGCUCCAAAAACAAAUACCCAACAGCAAGCUCCAGGAUAAUGCUUCAAUGUUGAAGGUCUUAUUGGAAAUGGAAAAAAAUGGGUUAAUUAAAGAAGAUGAUGUGGCAAUGCUGAAAGAUAUAUUAAAGGAAUUUAGAGCUGACAUAAAGAAAAAAAUUGUUACCUAUGAAGAACAAAGAAAAGAAAAUGAUUCUAAGGAAGAACUCCACUGUCCAGUGUCUGUAUCUGUGCAUCCAGCAAGAAAAAGAACAGAGAAGGAGACACCACACCUGUCUGUGGAAUCAUAUAAGAUGAAAAAUAACCCUCAUGGUUACUGUGUGAUUCUUAACAACUACAUUUUUAAAAAUAAGUGUGAAAUCAGAAAAGGGACAAUUGAAGAUGGAAAGGCUGUGAAGAGGGUCUUUGAGUGGCUUCAGUUUGAGACAGUUGAGCACAUGGAUCUAGAAGCAAAGCAAAUAUAUGAGAAAGUUAAAACAUACAGUGAAAAAGAUCAUAGUAACAUGGACUGUUUCACUUGCUUCAUUUUUUCCCAUGGUGAAAAAGACAAAGUAAAAGGUGUUGAUGAUCAGUUUGUAAAUAUUAAAGAUUUAGUCUCCUGUUUCAGUGGAUCUAAUUGCCCUUCUCUUGCUGGCAAACCCAAGCUGUUUUUCAUCCAGGCUUGCCAAGGCUUUGUAGAUCAUCCACCUGUCACAGUAAAAGAAGACCUUUCUGGCCAUCUUGAGAUGGAUGUUACCCCUCUGAUUUCCAUUCCUGAUGAGGCUGAUAUUCUGGUUGGCAUGGCUACAGUGGAACACUACAAGUGCUAUCGCUUUACAGACACUGGAAGUGUUUAUAUACAAUGCCUCUGUGAAAAGAUGAAGUUGCUUUGCCCACUCGGCAAGGAUCUCCUCACCAUCCUGACAGAGGUGAGCAAGGAAGUGGGAAGAAAAGAUUUAAAUGGAUGGAAGCAGAUGCCAAAGAUAACAUCAACCCUACGGAAGCAAUUGAUCUUCCAAAUUCCAUAAUGUCAGUCAAUCAAAAUGGAGAAAAAUGUGAUUCCUAACCGAGUGUAUUCUUACCUGGAACGGGCUUUCAUGGGGAAAAGAAUUUGCAAGUGAAAUUAUCCUCAUCUGUGUAAUUAGCCUCAGUCUAUCAAGGGGCCAUUGGAUACCAAUUUUCCAAUUCCCAUGUUUAAUCAGUCUCCUGAGACCUGGAUUUGCAGCAGUCUGGGAACGCCGCGGAGGAGUACAGAUCUGACUUUCUGUCCUGCAGAGCAGUGGAGUCUGUUCAAUCUGCACUUCAAAUGAGGAAGCACCUGCAACUAUAAUGAUUUUUUUAAGAGUUAUUAGAUGCAAUGGAAGUCCUAUUUCUGUCCAAGUUGUAAGACCCUGAAAUCUGAAGAACAGAUGGAUUCAGAAUGCUGAUCCCUUCCCAGGGAGCAUGUGCAAGAUUGUAACUGAUUUAGCCACAGGUGAAUCAUUGGCUGUCUCUGGAAGCUGUGUACUUUUUCACAGAACAGAACGUGCUUGUCCAGAAGGACCGAAAAAAAGGAAAGAUUAUUAUGAUAAUACAAAUUUGGUUCUUUUCCUCCAAAUAUUUGGUUUCCCUUCUUUUUAAUUUACUUGGCUAAACAGCAUUGCUGUUUAGGUUUUUUAAUAGUAAGGGUUCUUGACUUUUUUCUCAGAGCUCUGAGGGGACAGUCUGUUUUGAACAGCUGUUAACCGCUGGAAGGAAGGUCCCACUCCGUUACAGAAUUACAGAAGCACGGAAUAGUCUGGGUUGGAAGGGACCUUCAAAGGUCAUCUAAACCAGUGAGCAGGGACAUCCUCAACUAGACCAGGUUGCCCAGAACCACAUCCAGCCUGGCCUUGAAUGUCUCCAGGGAUGGCACAUCCACCACCUCUCUGGGCAACCUGUGCCAGUGUUUUACCACCCUCAGUGUAAAGAAUUUCUUCCUCGCAUCCAGCCUGAAUCUCCCCUCUUUUCGUUUAAAACCAUCACCCCUCUUCCUGUCACAACAGGACCUGCUAAAACGUCUCUCCCCAUCUUUCUUUAUAGGCUCCUUUUAAGUACUGAAAGGCCACAGUAAGGUCUCCCUAGAAUCUUCUCUUCUCCAAGCUAAAUAACCUCAACUCUCUCAGCCUUUCCUCAUAGGAGAGUUGCUCCAGCCCUCUGAUCAUUUUUGUGGCUCUCCUCUGGACCCUCUCCAAUAGGUCUGUAUCUUUCCGGUACUGAGGAAUUCAGAGCUGGAUGCAGUACUCCAGGUGGGGUCUCACCAGAGCAGAGUGGCAGAAUUAGAUCCACUGCUCUGAGAUGCCUUCUCCCCCUGGCAACUGACUCCUGUGGACUCUUGUUUCUGUCAUAAUAAAUACUCUUGGUUUUCACAUC